UUGUUUGGUAAACGUCUUCCCAAACAGAACAGAACCCCUGGGUUUAAGACAGAACAGGAGUUGAAGUGAGUCUGAAAAUGGGGAGACACAGAGCUGGUUACUUAGUAUACACACUAUACAGAAGUCUUAGCCACUGUUUGUCUCCACUCAUACACCUUCAUCUCCGCUUUCGUAGAUUCCGAGGCAUCGAGCACCCACUCCGAUGGCGUGAGCGUCUUGGUCUUCCUUCUCUUCCUCGUCCUCCUGGUCCCCUCUUUUGGUUCCACGCUGUCUCUUUAGGUGAAGGUCUGGCGGCAUUGCCUGUGAUCAAGCGUUGCGUGCAGCGGAGACCUGAUGUUACGGUUUUGUUGACCACAACCACUCUAUCUGCAUUUGAGGUACUAAAGCAUCUUCUUCCAUCUGAGGUCAUAUAUCAGUUUACACCUGUUGAUACACCAGUCGCUAUAGAUUCCUUCUUGGCCUACUGGAAGCCAAAUGCACUUUUGCUUGUGGAGAGUGAACUUUGGCCAAAUCUUGUUAUGAGUGCUGCAAGAAAUGGUAUUACCCUUGCAAUAUUAAAUGCACGAAUGUCUCCAAAAUCUUUUAGGAACUGGUCUUUACCCGCAGUUCUUCAAAUGAUGAAUCUAAUGCUGUCAAAAUUUUCAUUGAUUAUCCCAUUGAGCAACGUGCAGGCAGUCCAUUUUCAGAUACUGCAAGCACCACCGCUUUCUAUCUGUUUUGCUGGUGAUUUGAAAUUUGCUGUAGAAGAUUCUUUGAGUUAUAAUCCUGACAUUGCAAUUCUGGAAGAUUUGAAGCUACAAAUUGAUGAUAGACCUGUUUGGAUGGCUUCUUCCAUACACAAGGGAGAAGAAAAAGUGAUUGUAGAUGUUCACAAGAGGUUGAAGAACAUACACUCUGAUAUAAUCACCAUUAUUGUGCCUCGGCGUCCACAGCUUGGUCGAGAUAUUACACGUGAAUGGAAAAAAGAUGGGGUGAGUGUUGCACUAAGGUCUAACCAUGACAAACUUUUGCCAGAAACUGAUAUCUAUAUGGUAGAUACGCUAGGUGAACUGAGAAGCUUUUACAGAAUAACUCCGAUAGCUCUCAUUGGGGGUUCUCUUUUGCCUGGUUUAAGUGGCCACAAUAUAUCAGAAGCUGCUGCUGCUGGCUGUGCUGUUUUAACUGGUCAUCAUGUUGGCCACUUCUUGAACAUGGUAUCAGAAAUGCAACGAAUAAAUCCGUUGUCAGUUCAUCAGGUUGCUGGAAAUAUUGAGCUCUGUGAAGUUCUUACUGAGCUCUUCAGUAAUUGCAUUGCUUUAGAAGCUCGCCGCGCAGCUGGAAAACAGGCCUAUCAUGCCCUAUCAAAUGGGGUAGGUGAGAGUGUGUGGAAUCUUUUGAACUGUCAUGUCUUUGGAAAAGCUUUGGAAGAGACUUAGAUCAGCGAGCUGCAGUAUUAUCAAGGAACUUGCAAGGAGUAUAAAACACUUCUGACGUGUACAGAACUUAUCGUGGAACCUGAGGCAGCCUCUGGUACAGGUGGGUGUGCUUGAGCUCAAUACACUUUCUUGGUAGUUAAUGGUAGGAGGCACAAGCUUGCUCUCAGAUGGAUCGUAAAAUUGAAUGGAAGUGGCUGCAGCUCAUGCCCAACCAACUAGAAUGUACGAAGCAAAUAAACUUUACAUGCCUGAUGCCUUGUGCAAGCAUCUCACACCUUAAUGGCAUCAUAUUAUCAAACUGGUUCCAAGAGGUGAAAUGGAAGCAGCAGAGAGGACACCCUUGGCCCAUGUACCUGUUAGUUGCCCUCAUUUCUGUAGACAAAAACUGUAAUAUAGAAGAAGACUCUUAUCUACGUGCAAGUUGGUAUAGAGAGUAAGGAUGAGCUGUGAAUUGUGUUAGGCAGUUUGAAACUUAAAAUUGCAUUUUCACUUUACAUAUCCAGAGUCAACUUGGCCCGAGAGGUACUGAUGCAUUAUUUGUACUAAGUUUUAAACGCCAAUCGCGCUUUCAAAUUAUGUGGGUUCUUCUGC
Messenger RNA from Daucus carota subsp. sativus, 2006 nucleotides. Its product is annotated as probable 3-deoxy-D-manno-octulosonic acid transferase, mitochondrial. The transcript is spliced from 13 exons. Lineage: Eukaryota; Viridiplantae; Streptophyta; Magnoliopsida; Apiales; Apiaceae. Bases 78 to 1415 code for a protein of 445 amino acids. Gene Ontology annotation, cellular component: plasma membrane. Gene Ontology annotation, biological process: lipid A biosynthetic process. The record is from RefSeq and is a predicted model, not a curated record. Gene Ontology annotation, molecular function: transferase activity.